CAAACAGCUGAUGUUAGUUGCGUGUUUUAGACUUGCGGCAGUGUGGUCGUUUUUAAUCAACAAAAAAUAAACAAAUUUACGCCAAGGUACCUCUGAGGAGCCUCCAAGAUUUUUUUUCUCUAAAAUAAAGCUCAAGAAGUGGUUGCAUGUAUGAAUAACAUGACAGGAGAUCCUAACCAAGAAAAUCGUCCUUCAGUGUUUGGCUUUGAGCCGUAUCCUUCUCUGAAUGUUCAACCAAUAGAUUGGAGUCGCAUUCCAUUUGAAACAGCACCAGCUCCUUCUGUAGGAUCCCAUGGAGAGUUUAGCCCGUCUAUAAAUUAUCAACAGUCUCCAAUAGGUUUAGGAAAUUUCUCUUUUUGUACAACGCAAACACCGCAUCCAGCUCAGUUUCCGUUUCCACAUAGCCCACGACCUACACCCAGUACUUCGCUUCUACAAAAUCAUGUGUUUGGUGGCAGUUCUUCAUCAACAUUACGUUGUAAACGAAAGACCGAUUCUCCAACGUUACAGGCUUACAAGCAACACAUCACGGAAGAAAAAAUGGCAGAGCACAUGUCACGGCUUCACAUAAGUUCUGAAACUGCAACUUCCUCAAAAGAAUCAGAGAGCGAGAGAACAAGGCGACUCUACAUGUGUGAAGAAAUGAGGAAGCUGCAAAGUGACACUAUUUUGCCUCAGUCUUUGUUAUCAAAAAUUCAGCGCCCGUGUACCGCUUUAGUGUUGUGGACGCCACCGCGGCGUCUUAUACCUUUAGAAAAUCUAGAAACAGAAAAUCGAAAUAACAAUGAAGAGGAAAUUCCUGAUCAUAAUAGAAUGGCUAGUGAAGUUGUGAUGGAGAGUGAUAUAAACAAUAUGGAUUUGGAUAACGCGUAAAUUGGGAUCUCUUCCAAUGAAUUUUUAUGAAGACUGACACUUGUAAGGGUGAUUUUUUAACUGAGGAAAUUUUAAAUGUGUUCCUAGCCUUAUUUUUAUUAACAGUUUUCUUAUAUGAGGUUACUAAGAGAUACUGGGAGGUUUUAAAAGUGUUGUAAGACCAAUUCAACAUUAGGAAUGGCAUAUAUAUUUUAAAGUUCGUGAAUCUGUUAAAAAAGUUUUGACGCAAAGUGCAUGGGAGGAGAAGUAUAUUAUAGGUGUAAGUUUGUCAUGGAAAAUAAAUGCAUUUCUCAUUGUAACGAGGCAUUGCUCAUGUCCCUUUAAUUUUUGUUAAUUACUUUUAUGCUUUCUUGGAUUUCACUUAACAUUACGUUUUGUGCCUAAUUUUAGAUGUAAGUUUUUUAUUCUCUGCUGCGUAAUUUAGUUUUAUAACGUUCAUUUAGGUGUUUUAAUUAGUGUGUGUAACACCUCUGUCUCUAUAUCAAGUGUAACUGGAGUGGGACGACUUCACAGUUGUUCAAAUAAAGUUUCAAAAAUGA
Messenger RNA from Zophobas morio, 1412 nucleotides. RefSeq lists its product as uncharacterized. Bases 151 to 873 code for a protein of 240 amino acids. The record is from RefSeq and is a predicted model, not a curated record. The transcript is spliced from 2 exons. Lineage: Eukaryota; Metazoa; Arthropoda; Insecta; Coleoptera; Tenebrionidae.